This is a messenger RNA of Drosophila subpulchrella, 1807 nucleotides long. RefSeq lists its product as uncharacterized. The record is from RefSeq and is a predicted model, not a curated record. The transcript is spliced from 3 exons. Gene Ontology annotation, cellular component: transcription regulator complex; nucleus. The coding region runs from base 135 to 1418 and encodes 427 amino acids. Lineage: Eukaryota; Metazoa; Arthropoda; Insecta; Diptera; Drosophilidae. Gene Ontology annotation, biological process: regulation of transcription by RNA polymerase II.
ACUUUCAGUUAUUCGCCGAUAAUUGAUGUCAAAGGACGCAGUUGUGCUCCGCCGGCGUUGUUUCACGUUGCCAUUGGAAGCACCGUUGCCCAGGUAUCGUUCAGUGCCAGUGUGACCAGUUUCCCGGUGUGACCAUGCCCAAGGAGGAUCCGUUCGUGAAUCGCGCCCAGCUCCUGAAGGCGAUCAAGAAGUAUCCGGAGAUCUGGGACUCCAACAACAAGCUGCACAUGUGCCGCAGCGUCACAUCGCCGAUGUGGACGGAGAUCGCCGAGCAGUUCGGGGGUCAUGUGCCGACAGUUAAGCUGCAAUCGAUCUGGAGCCAGAUGAAGUACCACUACCACAACUUGGUCCACCGCCAGAUCCUGCACAAGGAUCGCUUCAAUACCAAGUGGGAGCACUUCGAGCCGAUGUCCUUCAUGUACAACAUAACGGUGGCCAAGAUCGUGGGCGCCCAGUCAAGUGGCGGUGGUGGGGGUGCCUCCUCGGAAGACCCACCCACAGCCUCUGAACCGCCACCCGUGGGGGAGGAACCUGCUGGGCCAGUGCCGCCACCCCCCUUGCCCACCACCUCCCAUGGACGCGGGCGUCCCAGCGGUAGUUUCAGCUGGUUGCAGACCGCUACCACUCCCACCAACCCCCAACUGCCGCAUCUCAUUGCUCAGCCGCCCCAUGGCCAGGGUCACGGAAUGACCUAUACCGCUUUCACGGGGCUGGUGCCUCCGCCAGCUGCUGUGAUGUCGGAGGCAGUGGCCACGCCCCCGCGGAAAUUGGGACGUCCCAGUUCGUUGCAUAACAGUAUGCGGGGACGUAUCAUCGAUGCCAUCAAGACGCGUCCGUCACUUUGGGCGGGACGCCAGCGGAGCGAAAAGGGGCAGGGCCAGAGCAGAACUUCAGCCGUUUGGAAGGAGGCGGCCAUCGAGAUGGGACUUACCCCAACUCUUAUGCAGACGCGGUGGUCGAUCAUUAAGCAGCGCUAUGUGGAUGAACUGCAGAAGGAGCGCCACGCCCAGUACUCCCACCAGGGAUUCCGAUCCACGUGGGAACACUUCGACCGGAUGAACUUCAUGCGCGACAUCCUGCUGAAGAAGGUCGACGAGCGGGAGCAGACCCGAGAACAGAUCCAGGAGAUCGUCAGUGAACAGCAGCACCACCAGCAGCCGCAGCACCACCCGCCGCAGCACUUGCAACACUACCGUCCACCACCGCCGCCAGCAGGAUUGGUGGAGCACGCCCAGGACAUGCCCAUCGGCUUGGUGCAGCACCACCAGCAGGAAGGACACCACCCGCCGCUGGCCAUGCACCACCCCCACCACCCACAGGCCAUUCGGCGGCGGGUCAAGCACGAAUCCGAUCUCGAGUGGGAUCCCUUUGAGAUGAUCCUUCACGUCCAUGGUGCAGGCGAGCCGGCUGCCAACUGAAGACUGAAAAAAUAGGGACUGUCAAGCUCUAGGCACACCUGAGGAAAACUUAAGAAGCGAGAGAUCUGCACAGAUUAUUUCUUAACGUCACUGAUGAAUUCUAAAUUUGAAUUGAAGAAAAUUUACUUUGUUAGAGAUGGAAAUAUUUAAUUGCUUAUCGUUUUUUGUUUGUUUUACGAUUCAUACCACCUUCUAUUGUUUAGAAUGAACUCGUUCCAUUUAGGCUUCUUCUCAGGUGCAAUUAAAGUGGGACCUUCAAUGUCCUUAAAAUAAUCGUCAGAUGUAAAACCCUUAGCUACACCGCAUGCCCACAUCUAUAGUAAAACCUUUUUGUAAUUCCAUUUUCUACUACUCUGCAAUCGAAUAAAACAUCACUUAGCGAUAUUAAA